This is a messenger RNA of Mustela erminea (ermine), 1049 nucleotides long. Its product is annotated as natural killer cells antigen CD94-like. The coding region runs from base 285 to 983 and encodes 232 amino acids. Gene Ontology annotation, molecular function: (1->3)-beta-D-glucan binding. The record is from RefSeq and is a predicted model, not a curated record. NCBI's taxonomy places the organism in Eukaryota, Metazoa, Chordata, Mammalia, Carnivora, Mustelidae. The transcript has 7 exons. Gene Ontology annotation, biological process: cellular response to molecule of fungal origin.
AGCUCAACUGAGCAACAGUAAAACAGUUUCGUGUGUGGUUACAUUCAGAGCCCCUGUUCUUGACUUCUGUACUCAUCUAUCAGCCUCUUAUAGGACAGACAAAGGUAAUAUUAGCCUGUGCCUUUUUUUUUUUUUUUUUUGGCUUCUCUUCUGAGCUCUUGAUAUAUACUGAGGCCAUCGAAAUUCUUAAAUUCAGGCUUCGUCAUAAGAGUCAAGAUCCUCUUCUUCCCGGGAUAUACGUGGUACUCUGCAAAAGCUCUGACGUCUGCUUCUAAAAAUCAGUAAUGAGUGAAUUAACUGUAACAUAUUCUGAUUUGCGACUUCAACCUUCAUCUCAGCCACAGAGAAGACAAAGGCUUGCAACUUCUGAAAGAAAAAGUUCUUUUCCUUAUAAGCACCAAGAUCUUUGUACUCCAUCUCCAUGGAAAUUCAUUGCAGUGAUUCCGUGGAUCAUUUGCCUGAUGCUUACUUGGUCUGUUGGAAUCUUAGCCACAAUGUUGCAUCAGAAAUCGUGUCAAGGGGAAGGAUAUCCAGGAAAUCUCUCCUCUAACAAGGAAGCAAAUAAAACAUUUCAAAUUCAGAGUUAUCCUACCUGUUCAAACAACUGGCAUCAACAUGGAGAAAAUUGUUACUAUUUUUCAAGGGACAUACUUCCUUGGGAAAAAUGUAACCAUUAUUGCAUUGGUUUAGAGUCAAGCUUUCUUAAAUUGAAUAUGGAAGAAGAGAUGAAUUUUGUAUUAAAAUUGUCAAAGAUGCAAUGUGGUCUACUUGAAGCAAAGUUUUGGAUCAGUUUAUACUACAACAAUGAGAAAUUAAAAUGGGUCUGGCUAGAUGGCACAGUUGUUACCCUGCACAAGCUUCAAAUUCGAGGACUUAAGAAUGCUAACAAUAAAUGUGUACAUAUAAAACAUGGCCAGGUGGUUGCUGAAGAUUGCCAGAAUGAUGGUUAUUGUAUCUGCAAGAAGAUAAUAUAUUUGGAUUAAGUAAAAUAUAUCAGAAAGAAAAAAAAAAUGGAAAAGAAACACCUGGAAGGGGAGGUGAAUCAUGAG